This is a messenger RNA of Rotaria sp. Silwood2, 495 nucleotides long. Lineage: Eukaryota; Metazoa; Rotifera; Eurotatoria; Philodinida; Philodinidae. The record is from the annotation of a GenBank genome assembly.
AUGGUUAGUUUCAUCUUCGUCUCACUUUCCGUACUCGUCGUUUUGGGCGCGGCUUUUAACAAUGACGAUGCUAAAUUUCAUAAUUAUCAUUUCAAAAGAAUUCCUCAAAUCAAUGAAAAUCAACUUACACUUCAAAAUACUUUGAAAAAAAUUGUUAAUAAUAAAAAAAGUGCAAUUCAUAGUACAGAUGAUGAGAAACAACAGUAUCCAUUAUCAUAUGUAGCAGCAGCGACUGAAUCAAUAUCGAUUGAUUCAUCUAUUAAACUACCUGAUGAUUUUGCUUGCCUUGAAGCUUGUGAUACAUGUAUUGAAGAUUAUCCAGCAGCUUUUCGUAAGAAAAAAUCAUUCGAUGGUUGCGGUCCAGUAUGCGAAUGUGCUAACAGCUGUACUCGUAUGUCAAUCGAACAGAUUGAUAAAAUUUAUGGUCAAGAAUAUUCACGACAAACUGACAAAGGUUGCUUUUUAAGAGUGUAUUUUCAAAUGCUCAACAAAUAA